CGCCUCGCCGGGGAUCGCCGCGGCGGCGCUCUCGGGAACGACGCUGGGCACCUGGCUCUCUCCUCCUCGCGCUCUGCCCUCUCCGAGGAAAAGCUCGCGACAAAACCAGGAAAUCGAUGACCCUUACCCGCCGCGGACUGGAGGAAAGGGGAGGAAAACCGAAAGCUGCCGCUCGGGAGCCGCGGGCAGCCGCGCCAGGCCGGACGCGGAGAGCCGCCGCCCGCGAAGGCGCCGGGCCCGGCCCUUAGGGAGGCGCGUCCCGGUGGCCCAGCUGGGAGCGGCGCGGGGCACUUCUCCGCCCACGGCCGCGGCGCGCUUUCCUCCUUGCACGCCCUGCGGCCUCGGCGCGGGAGAAAGCGGAGCCCGACGAGCAGGCGCGCGCAGCGGGCACCAUGGGCCGUCGGGGCGCGCUGGCCCUCGCCGUGGUCUCGGCCCUGCUGUGUCAGGUCUGGAGCUCGGGGGUGUUCGAGCUGAAGCUGCAGGAGUUCGUCAACAGGAAGGGUCUGCUGGGGAACCGCAGCUGCUGCCGCGGGGGCGCCGGGCCCCCGCCGUGCGCCUGCAGGACCUUCUUCCGCGUGUGCCUCAAGCACUACCAGGCCAGCGUGUCCCCCGAGCCGCCCUGCACCUACGGCAGCGCCGUCACGCCGGUGCUGGGCGUCGACUCCUUCAGCCUGCCCGACGGCGCGGGCGCCGACCCCGCCUUCAGCAACCCCCUCCGCUUCCCCUUCGGCUUCACCUGGCCGGGCACCUUCUCUCUGAUCAUUGAAGCUCUCCACACAGAUUCCCCGGAUGACCUUGCAACAGAAAAUCCGGAAAGGCUCAUCAGCCGCCUGGCCACCCAGAGGCACCUGACCGUGGGCGAGGAGUGGUCCCAGGACCUGCACAGCAGCGGCCGGGCGGACCUCAAGUACUCCUACCGCUUUGUGUGCGACGAGCAUUACUACGGAGAAGGCUGCUCCGUCUUCUGCCGCCCGCGGGACGACGCCUUCGGCCACUUCACCUGCGGGGAGCGCGGGGAGAAAGUGUGCAACCCGGGCUGGAAAGGCCCCUACUGCACUGAACCAAUCUGCUUGCCGGGGUGUGACGAGCAGCACGGGUUUUGUGACAAGCCAGGGGAAUGCAAGUGCAGAGUGGGCUGGCAGGGCAGGUACUGCGACGAGUGCAUCCGGUACCCUGGCUGUCUCCACGGCACCUGCCAGCAGCCCUGGCAGUGCAACUGCCAGGAAGGCUGGGGGGGCCUUUUCUGCAACCAGGACCUGAACUACUGCACACACCACAAGCCCUGCAAGAACGGGGCCACCUGCACCAACACAGGCCAGGGGAGCUACACCUGCUCUUGUCGACCUGGGUACACAGGUGCCACCUGCGAGCUGGAGAUCGACGAGUGUGACACCAGCCCUUGCAAGAGUGGGGGGAGCUGCACGGAUCUUGAGAACAGCUAUUCCUGUACCUGCCCACCUGGCUUCUACGGCAAAAUCUGCGAGCUCAGUGCCAUGACCUGUGCCGACGGCCCUUGCUUCAACGGGGGCCGGUGCUCAGACAGCCCCGACGGGGGGUACACCUGCCGCUGCCCCGUGGGCUACUCUGGCUUCAACUGUGAAAAGAAAAUUGAUUACUGCAGCUCUUCACCCUGCUCUAAUGGCGCCAAGUGUGUGGACCUCGGGGACGCUUACGUGUGCCGCUGCCAGGCCGGCUUCUCCGGGAGGCACUGUGACGACAACGUGGACGACUGUGCCUCCUCCCCGUGUGCCAACGGGGGCACCUGCCGGGACGGCGUGAACGACUACUCCUGCACCUGCCCCCCCGGCUACACGGGCAGGAACUGCAGCGCCCCCGUCAGCAGGUGCGAGCACGCGCCCUGCCACAACGGAGCCACCUGCCACGAGAGGGGCCGCCGCUACGUGUGCGAGUGCGCCCGCGGCUACGGCGGCCCCAACUGCCAGUUCCUGCUCCCCGAGCCGCCCCCGGGCCCCGUCGUGGUGGACCUCACCGAGAAGCUGGAGGCCCGGGCCGGGCCGUUCCCCUGGGUGGCCGUGUGCGCCGGCGCCGUGCUGGUGCUCGUGCUGCUGCUGGGCUGCGCCGCCGUGGGCGUCUGUGUCCGGCUGAGGCUGCAGAAGCGCCGGCCGCCCGCGGACCCCUGCCGGGGGGAGACGGAAACCAUGAACAACCUGGCCAACUGCCAGCGCGAGAAGGACAUCUCGGUCAGCGUCAUCGGCGCCACGCAGAUCAAGAACACCAACAAGAAGGCAGACUUCGGCGGGGACCACGGUGCCGACAGGAGCGGCUUCAAGGCCCGCUACCCCGCGGUGGACUAUAACCUCGUGCAGGACCUCAAGAGCGAGGAGGCCUCAGUCAGGGACGCGCACGGCAAGCGCGACGCCAAGGGCCAGCCCCAGAGCUCCUCGGGGGAGGACAAGGGGACCCCGACCACACUCAGGGGCGGAGAAGCAUCCGAGAGGAGGAGGCCGGACCCCGUCUGCUCCGCCCCGGCAGACACCAAGUACCAGUCUGUGUACGUCCUGUCCGAGGGCAAGGACGAGUGCGUCAUAGCAACUGAGGUGUAACACGGAAGUGACACGGCAAAUUCCCGUUUCUCUUAAAUAAAUAAAAUUCCAAGGAUAUGUGCCCCAACGAAUGCUGCUGAGAGAGGAAAGGAGACCCUCCGUGGACUGCUGCUGAGACACUGAAUUCAGACCGAGCUGGUUCUCUUCCUGAAGUCAGCGAAGGCGUUGGCCGGCGGGGGCUCGGGGGCUCGGGCCGCCGCCGCACGGCCCUUCGCGGCGUCUCCAUUGCACUAUGGACAGUUGCUGUUAGAAGAAUAUAUAUUUAAGUGAGUGGACUUGAGUACGCGUGAGCGCAUGCACUGCCUGGAGAGUGUUCCGGAUUCUCGUGAGCCAGUCUUGUCUUGAGUUAGAAACACAGACACUGCCUUUAUCGUCCUUUUUGAUACAGAAAUGCGUUUUUUCUAGAUGAAAAAAAUGUGUUAUUUUUUGGAUUUGUAAAAAUAUUUUUCAUGAUAUCUGUAAAGCUUGAGUAUUUUGUGAUGUUCAUUUUUUUAUAAUUUAAAUUUUGGUAAAUAUGUACAAAGGCACUUCGGGUCUAUGUGACUAUAUUUUUUUGUAUAUAGAUGUAUUUAUGGAAUAUUGUGCAAAUGUUAUUUGAGUUUUUUACUGUUUUGUUAACGAAGAAAUUUCCUUUUAAAGUAUUUUUCCAGAAUAAAUUUUAUGAAUGA
Propithecus coquereli (Coquerel's sifaka) is the source of this 3232-nucleotide messenger RNA. RefSeq names its product delta-like 1 (Drosophila) (gene DLL1). The transcript has 11 exons. Lineage: Eukaryota; Metazoa; Chordata; Mammalia; Primates; Indriidae. Gene Ontology annotation, cellular component: membrane. Gene Ontology annotation, molecular function: calcium ion binding. The coding region runs from base 393 to 2564 and encodes 723 amino acids. Gene Ontology annotation, biological process: multicellular organism development; Notch signaling pathway; cell communication. The record is from RefSeq and is a predicted model, not a curated record.